UCGGAGGCUGAAAGAGUUGAGGCGCCAAGGAGAGAAGGGAGAACUUGCAGCCAUGCGGACGGACAGCAAGGCGGAGGUCGGGGACGCCGGCGACAGAGGCCGUGCCGUCGGCAGUCUGAUGGCGCUGACUGGGGACAUGGAGCGCUUGGAUGAGUACAUGCGAGACAAGCGGUUCGCGCCGCAGCUGGCCGUGUGGGCCCUCCGAGGGGUGACGCGGGUGAUUUUAGCCAACAACCCGCUGAGUGGCGCUCUCAUGCUGGUCGCACUCUACUGGGCCUCCCCCUGGCAAGGCCUGCUGGGCACGGCGGGCCUGCUGACCUCGACGCUCGUAGCGGUCAUCUUAGGACAAGACAGGGCAGAAGUGUGGGGAGGACUGCACGGCUUCAACGGCAUGUUGGUGUCCCUGCUGAUGGGAGCGUUCAACAGCGCCGGAGACUGGUACUGGUGGCUGCUGCUGCCGGCUUGCUUGGGCUCGGCUACGAGUGUCUUCUUCUUCAGCGGUCUGUCGUCAGUGCUGGACCGCUGGGACGUGCCAGUUGCCGUCUUUCCCUUCAACAUGGUCAUCGUCCUCUACUUCCUGUGCACGGGCCCAGAUAACCCCUACUUCCCGCACCGCCUCGCUGUACCGCCGAGCUCGGCGCCGCCCAACGUGACAGCGCUCAGUGUGGCAGAGGUGUUGCAAGGUGUCCCUCUCGGCGUGGGCCAGAUCUUCGCCUGCGGUUCUCUGGGUCCGUCGCUGCUCAUCCUGGCCGGACUCUGCCUCUACUCCCCCCUGCAGGCCGUCCACGCUCUGCUGGGCUCGGCAGUCGGAACUCUGGCUGGAUUGUCAAUGGCCGUGCGCCACGAGUGCCUCUACUCGGGUCUGUCGGGCUUUAAUGGCGCUCUGGGCUGCAUGGCGGUGGGAGGACUUUUCUUCAGCUUCAGUUGGAGGACCCACCUGUUGGCCAUCGCCAGUGCUUUCUUGUCAGCUUUUGUCGACAUCGCAUUGAGCAAUCUGCUGGGAGCUAUGGGCCUGCCGGCGUGCAGCUGGGCCGCCACGCUGACCGCUACGCUGCUGCUGCUGCUGCCGGGCGGUAUGUCCGCGUACCGAAUCCCGCUGGCUCGGGUCAGGGCCCCCGAGCGGAACCUGCGCUCCCGCAGCCGCUGGGAAGCCGGCAGCGCUGCGGAAAGAAACAGCACCGACGUGUAGCUGGAGACGCUUCGCUCAUCCAUCUGCUGAAGGCGAUGAAUUGCAAUUACACACGGAAGACAAAAGAGAUGACAACUGAAGGCAACUUUUAUUAUUAUUAUUAUUAUUAUUGUGCACAAGUGAAGGAAUAACUGCAUGUUCUUUUCCCACAAUGCUGCCGCUGUGGAUGAUUUUCAACAUAUUUCCCAGGAUUAUUGCCUUAACACGCCCCACAUACACUUCUUUUCAAAUUGCUUCUAUAAUUACGCCUAUGAGCUUUUCUGCCACAGUGCUUUUUAGUUCUUUUCUUUUGAAUCAACAUGCUUUCAGAUGUGGGACUUUAUUCUCUUCUCACAGACAGCGUUGAUGCGUUUGGUCAUAAGAAACAUACAAAAGUGCUUUUCAGUCUGUAAUUGAUUGAUUGCUUGAGCGUGAAUUGUAGAAAACAACCCAAAGCAAAGUAUGAAUACAAAAUACUUGCACAAAC
Messenger RNA from Phyllopteryx taeniolatus (common seadragon), 1655 nucleotides. RefSeq names its product urea transporter 1. Gene Ontology annotation, cellular component: membrane. Bases 53 to 1189 code for a protein of 378 amino acids. Lineage: Eukaryota; Metazoa; Chordata; Actinopteri; Syngnathiformes; Syngnathidae. The transcript has 8 exons. Gene Ontology annotation, biological process: urea transmembrane transport. The record is from RefSeq and is a predicted model, not a curated record. Gene Ontology annotation, molecular function: urea transmembrane transporter activity.